Molecule: messenger RNA, 1404 nt
Organism: Pundamilia nyererei
Lineage: Eukaryota; Metazoa; Chordata; Actinopteri; Cichliformes; Cichlidae
Gene: mrpl23
Product: mitochondrial ribosomal protein L23
Exons: 5
Coding region: 112-576 (154 amino acids)
Biological process (GO): mitochondrial translation
Cellular component (GO): ribosome; mitochondrial large ribosomal subunit
Molecular function (GO): structural constituent of ribosome
Source: RefSeq, a predicted model, not a curated record
UGCGCAUUGCCAAUGUUCCCGGAAGCACAUCCCCGCACGUGUAGGAUUUGACAACCUUGAAAAACUAUAAAGUAACUAUCAGCGUAUGUCUGUCAGUAAGAAUUUCUAGGGAUGCCAGUAACACGACUGCUAUAUCCUCUCUACCAGCUGGGCAAUCCCCAGCUGAGGAUCUUCAGACCUAGCUGGUUUCUGACCCUGGUGAGGCCGGGAAAAGAGCAGCCUCAAGACACUGUCCAGUUUCGCAUCCCAAUGGAAAUGACCAAGUACGAUGUAAAGAACUACUUGGAGAAGAUCUAUAAUGUCCCUGUGGGAGUUGUCCGCACCAGGAUACAGUUUGGGUCCAACAAGAAAAGAAAUCAUCUAAACCAGAAGGUUAAGCAACCAGAUUAUAAAGUAGCCUACGUUCAGCUGGCGCUGGGCCAGACAUUUACUUUUCCUGACAUCUUCCCAGAAAAAGAGCGGGCACCGGCUGAGGGCUCUAUGGAGGAGAUGCAGGAGAAGUUCAUGGAGGACGAAAAGCAGAGGCAGAAACUCGACCCCAGGAGAGGAGGGGUCACCGAGUGGUUUGGGCUCUGAGACAGACUGACAGACUAUGCGUGUAUGUGUGCAUUUCAUAGGGAUCAACAUGCAUUGACUUACAAUAUUUUGAUGACACUUCUGUUUCUGUAAGAAACACUUAUAAGUGUGCAUGAAAGAAGAACGAGCAUGUGCGUGGGAGACUGCAGCCAUGUGUUUCGUGUGUGUGUGUUUGUGUUUGUGUUUGCGAGGCGUCAACUGAGUAACCCGAGCCAGAACAGAAUCCGAGGAGGAGGAGAGUGGCCAAGCUCCAUCUUUGAUGAACCCAACUCACCAAAUUUCUAUCACCUCAGAUGACCUCUUCUCUUCCUCCUCACACUCUACUUUUCCCAUCUCCUCUCCUUUUUACCACCAUCUCUUUGGCAACAGUGUAAUUGCACCUCCUCGCUUUGUUUCUCUCUCUUUUUUUUUUUUUUGUUUCAGAGGUUUUCUCCCUGCACCCCUACUGUGUUUUUCCUAUUAUGCUCAUCCCUCCACUAUGAUCUUCUUCUUUCCCACCAAUGACUGUGAUGUCCCUAGUAGCCAUUAUUCUUAGGCUAGUUGGAUCUGACUAUCUGGGCAGCCCACAGCCUUCUCUCUUUUAUGAGUUUGCCUUGGAUUAAUUGACCACUUAAGGUAAACAACAAUUAAAAUGUUUGAGCAAAGCGAGCACAUGGAAAUUACAGGAGGGUUAUAUUGCAGCAUUUUGUGGUAGCCCAUCUUGCCGUAACUCUGGAAAAAGAUUGUACUCUGUGUGUGUAUCUUUGCCUACCGUGCAAGACUUACCAGUGAAUCUGUCCUAUUGUACAUGCUGUUGGAAUAAGACCUAAUAAACAGUCACUUGCUCUG